Molecule: messenger RNA, 936 nt
Organism: Sorghum bicolor (sorghum)
Lineage: Eukaryota; Viridiplantae; Streptophyta; Magnoliopsida; Poales; Poaceae
Product: microsomal glutathione S-transferase 3
Exons: 4
Coding region: 103-549 (148 amino acids)
Cellular component (GO): membrane; endoplasmic reticulum; nuclear envelope
Molecular function (GO): glutathione peroxidase activity; glutathione transferase activity
Source: RefSeq, a predicted model, not a curated record
GAGCAAGUCUUCAGACCAUAGCCUGCAGCCGCCCUCCAUCCUCGACUCGUUCCCGAUCUCCAUUUCCAAUAGAACGAAGGAGAAGAAACCGAGGCGGCAGACAUGGCGGUGUCGAUCGAGCUCACCAAGGAGUACGGCUACGUCGUGCUGGUGCUGGUGGCCUAUGCCUUCCUCAACUUCUGGAUGAGCUUCCAGGUCGGCAAGGCCCGCAAGAAGUACAAGGUGUUCUACCCCACCAUGUACGCCAUCGAGUCGGAGAACAAAGACGCCAAGCUCUUCAACUGCGUGCAGAGGGGGCACCAGAACUCUCUGGAGAUGAUGCCCCUGUUCUUCGUCAUGCUGCUGCUGGGCGGCCUGCAGCACCCGACCAUCGCCGCCGGGCUGGGCGUCCUCUACGUCGUCGCGAGGUUCUUCUACUUCAAGGGAUACGCUACCGGCGUUCCGGACAACCGUCUCAAGAUUGGGGGGCUCAACUUCUUGGCGGUGAUUGGGCUGAUCAUCUGCACGGCAUCUUUCGGCAUAAACUUGGUCAUCAGGGAGACACUCUAAACUUCAGGUUUACGUGUGAGCUGCUGCAGACUUGAUUAAUGGAACAAGUUACUUGAGGCCUGAGCAACGUAACUUUGUGUGACAUGAGUCAGUUGGGUUUGCAUAGUCGUAUGCUCGUUUCUUUCUUUGUGUGUGUGUGUUGAUUAGCAAAGUAGUGACUGCGUCUGCGUCUCACUUUUGGCUGUGCCGGAAUAAGAGGAGACAGAUGGCUUGAAGCAUGAAUCCUACAGUUCUUGCUGCUUGUCACUCUCUGGUUUCGUUGUAGAUGAGAUGGUUGUUGAUGGUUUGUGUUUGAGGCACGAUCCUUAAUUUUUACCGAUCUAAAACUGGCCUGUAACAGUCUGAUUUUUUUAAAGAAAAAACGAGAAACCUCUGCUUUUAUUGAAA